Rhipicephalus sanguineus (brown dog tick) is the source of this 2358-nucleotide messenger RNA. RefSeq lists its product as uncharacterized. The record is from RefSeq and is a predicted model, not a curated record. The transcript is spliced from 3 exons. Bases 1 to 2358 code for a protein of 785 amino acids. Lineage: Eukaryota; Metazoa; Arthropoda; Arachnida; Ixodida; Ixodidae. Gene Ontology annotation, molecular function: nucleic acid binding.
AUGCACGAGCUGGAGGCUGCCCUCGAGGGAUCCAAGCGACGAAGUGCUUCAGGAGCCGACGGCGUCUCCUUCCAGAUGCUCCGCAACCUGGUUGGCACCAGCCGUCAACGACUGCUGGAGUACUACAACGUCUGGAACACCGGGGUCCUACCGGAGUCCUGGCGGACUGCGGUCGUCGCGCCAAUCCUGAAGACCCGGAAGAAAGCCAUGACCCUCUCCUCGUACAGGCCAGUCUUUCUCACCUCUGCACCCUGCAAGGUAAUGGAGCAGGUGGCCCUGAAGCGACUGGAGUGGAUUGCCGACCAACUGUACUUCUUCCCCGUACAGCAGACAGGCUUCAGACGCCACCGGUGCACAGCUGACUCCAUCUCGGACGUCGUCGUCACCCUCGAGGAUGCGAGGAGCUGCGGGGACGUGGCCAUGCUCCUCCUGCUGGACGUGGAGAGCGCCUUCGACGGUCUACCACACGAGGUCGUCGAGGGAGCCCUGGACCGACUUGGCAUCAGCGGGAGCCUCCGAAGCUUCGUGACCGCCUUCCUGUCCGGGAGGACCUUCUGCGUCCGUGUUGGAAGGGAGACCAGCCGACCCAGGCACAUCACCGCAGGUGUACCACAGGGCUCCGUGCUGAGCCCCUUCCUCUUCAACAUGGCGAUGGCGGGACUCCCUGCUUCUCUCCCGACAGGCACCAGGUUCCCGACCCGCUGCUCCGUCUACGCUGACGACGUGGCACUCUGGGCCCGGGGACCAAGCCAGUCCAUACCAGCCAUCAGGAGGUCACUGCAGGCGGCCCUGGAUGUUGUGAUUAACUACCUCAGAGGCACCGGACUCAAGGUCUCCGCCACCAAGACCGAGGCCCUGCUGAUCCACCCGCUGGCGGCGGCACGCGCGUACGUGAAACGGCUGAGGGUCGGCAACCGCAGCCUGCCAUGGAAGCAGACGGUGAAGUACUUGGGGCUCACCAUCGACCACCGGCUCACCUGGAUACCAGCUGCCAAGGCCGCCGCCACCCAGGUCACACGUGUCCAGGGAGCCAUCAACAAGCUGCAGCAACGUGGCCGGGGGCUGUUCCACCAAGUGGGCACUACGGCUCAACCAGUCAACCAGGCUUCGGCGUCCUCGGUCCUGCUGUACGCAUUCCCACUGGUGACCCUGACCCUGGCCAGGAGACUCCACGUGGAGGGAUUUCACAGGAAAGCGCUGAGGGCCAUCCUGGGGCUCCCCAAGUGCUCCCCCGUGACAGCGACUCUAGCCGAGGCAGGAGAGUGGCCCCUGUCCCUACGAAGCGUGCAUUGGGGCACAUCGACCGCCUUCACCGUGCAGCCGACGGCAAGACCCUCCUGGAGCGCCUUCGCAGCCAGCCAAGUUCCGGUUGCCCGUCCGCCGCCCCAUCACCGGCCACCCGAGGUCCACCUGUCCUUGGAUGGGUCCACCAAGCGCCGCACAACUGCGGCAGCACUGCAGCAGGCUGCCACCUCCAAGCACCAGGAGCAACUGGAAGGGCGGCUACAGGUCUUCACCGACGGAUCCGCCAUUCCAGACGGGACUGCAGCGGCGGCGUGCGUCAUCCCGUCCAAGGCCGCCAGCAGGCAGUGCCGGCUGCCCUUCCCGGCGAGCUCCACGGCAGCGGAGUUGGCCGGACUUCACCUGGCGGCGGACCUGCUGGCCGAGGACAUACCAGCCACGCUGGCCAACCAUCGCCGUGCCGGGCUCACUGGAAACCUCGUGGCAACCAAGUUUCGGGCCCUUGCGGCAUCCGAGGCAUCCGUCUCCUUCCACUGGCUGCCCUCUCACGUCGGCAUAGCUCGCAACGAGGAGGCGGACAGACUGGCCAAGGCAGCACACCAGCCAGGCAUCCCCAUCACCCAGGCCGUGGCGGCAAGGGACUACUCGCAGGCCCGCCUCAAGAAGCUCCUCGUCACAGUGCACCAGGACCGGAGGGUAGCCAACGGGCGGGAACCAAAGCUUCUCCCAGAGACGGGCCUCACCAGGAGGAAACGAGCCUCCGUGCUGCGACUGCGGACCGGCUGUGUGUGGACCGCGGCCCGCGGCCCGCCGCUACCUGAAGGGUCGCUGCGCCUCCCCAGCCUGCAGCCGCUGCGGCGACCCCGAGACCCUCGAGCACCUCCUUUGUACCUGCCCCGGAUUGGCAAAGGAACGCUCGACAGUCACCACAGCCUACCGGAGGCAGGGCCUUCCUGCCACUGCCCUGGAGCACCUCCUCUUCCCAUUCCGUCCCCAUCUACCAGCGCUCCGGAGCCUGGCGGGUUUCCUCGGGGAGACGGGAAUCGCGGCCUACCACUGAGACCGGGGCUCUUGCCACCCCUAUCCUUGCUGCCGGCCUGCUGCUCUUCGUACUGA